Messenger RNA from Kockovaella imperatae, 5330 nucleotides. RefSeq lists its product as hypothetical. Gene Ontology annotation, biological process: transmembrane transport. The transcript is spliced from 34 exons. The record is from RefSeq and is a predicted model, not a curated record. Gene Ontology annotation, molecular function: ATP binding; ATP hydrolysis activity; ABC-type peptide transporter activity. The coding region runs from base 282 to 5234 and encodes 1650 amino acids. Lineage: Eukaryota; Fungi; Basidiomycota; Tremellomycetes; Tremellales; Cuniculitremaceae. Gene Ontology annotation, cellular component: fungal-type vacuole; membrane.
ACAAAAUUGAACUGCUGCCUGUCAGAAAAUAGGCGAAAAUUCUCCCCCCGGAUCCAGCAAGCCUAAUCCCCCACGCGUGACGGUGCCCGGGCCCGGUUCCGACGCGGAGACCUCGGCGUUGCCCAACGCUUUAAAUAACUUUCGACUGGUACUUCAUCGCCUCUUAUCAUAUCUUUCGUACAUACCUGAAGAGUCAGUCGCGGCGACGUGCAAGUAGCUGUAGCAUCGCAGCUUCCACUCUCUUAGGCUGAGCGAGCGAAUUCUAGCCAACGUCGGCCCAAAUGUCGUUCAACCCGGCCGCGCGAGCGUUCCACGAACCUGUGGACCUCGCGUCACCGGAUGUGCUCUCUUUUCUCCGUUCUAUUGGGUCUCUAACCCUUAUAGUCAUCCCGGCAGUCUAUUAUCUCUCCUUCCUGAGACCCAUCAGAAACUUCGCCAACAAUCUUCUCCCUGACAUUGCCAGUCUCGAGUCCUUGAUACCGCCUCGGCCAGCCUCGCGAGAUGAGCUCCGCAAGGCACGUCGGUACAAAUCAAAAGUGUGGCUUCAGACCGUCCUUGUCGUUCUAGGCCUCGCCGAGGUCGCAGUCUGGACAGGUAUCACGGGCAGCAAGAUCAUGACAACGCGAGGCAGAGAGGCAGUCAGAGACAUCUUGCUCUCUGUAGGAAUGGUCUUUGUCUGGGCCGUUCUUGCCCUGCGUCCCCUUCUCCGGGCACCUAACAGUCCUCCCUGGUCCGCCUUGUCCAUCUACCUUCUCUUGUGGAUCAUUUCAUUGGCCUCCCUGAGUUUGGCCUGGUUUGAAUAUGCUAGCACAGGCCACCUGCCAUCAUGGGCCGAUAAGCAGCAUCUGAUCAUGGAGGGUCUAAACUUGUCUGCGACAACCAUUCUUGUUGGGUCGAUUGGGACGCUUAGAUUGGCGAGCCCCGAGGCUUUGACGCAAGUGCCGUACGUGUCACCAGACGACGAGGUCAGGCUAUUCUCAUGGCUCACAUUCAUCUGGCUCAACCCAUUCAUCGCUUUCGGGAGUCGCAAGGAAAUGGACGAGAACGAUCUUCCUGUCAUCUCCAUGACCAUGCAAUCGGCCGUCAUCUUUGACCGAUUCAAGCAGACCCAAGCCAGAUCUCUACUGUUUCAACUCCUCAAGGCUCACAGACUUGACCUCUUUUUUGACGCUUUUUUCACCCUCACCGGUGUGGUCUUCAACUACGCCGGACCAUUCUUUUUGAAGCGGAUCUUGGAGGGUUUGACCAUCGCUACACCAGAAGCUCUAUCUGCGGCAUAUGUCUUUGCCGCGCUAGCUCUCGUUGCUUCAUGUGCCAAGGGCGUGACCGAUCUGCUCCACCUUUACUACAGUCGACGAGCUUCCGUUAGAAUCAAGGCUGGUCUUACGACUACCAUUUAUGACAAGGCGCUACGCCGCAAGGAUGCCUCUGGAGUAGUGGCUCCGAAGCCUGGAGACGAGAAGAAGGAUGGUGGUGGACAGAACAACUCAAACGCCGACGCUGGAAAGGUGGUCAACCUCAUGGCCGCCGACACGAAUCGGAUUGCCAAUAUCAUUGCCGGCAUGUACUUCCUUUACGGAUCACCAUUCGAGAUCAUCGUUGCGGCCACAUUCCUGUACCAAAUUCUCGGAUGGUCUGCGUUUGCUGGCAUCGUCGUGCUCUGCAUCGUUGCACCCCUCAACUCUCUCAUCUCCAAACAGAGUGUCCAGAUCACUCAAGAUUUGCUCAAAAAGCGAGAUAAACGAGUUGGGAUCGUCACUGAAUUGAUCAAUGCUAUUCAAUUUAUCAAAUUCUUUGCUUGGGUCGAGAAUUGGAAGGCACGUGUGGCUGAGGCACGACGACAAGAGAUGAAGACGUACAUCAGAUCCAUGAUCAACAACUUGUGGUUUGCUCUUCUGUGGAACCUCGCACCCAUGCUGGUCACUUUGUUAUCCUUCUUCUGCUUCAUUGUCAUUGAGAAGAAGGAACUCACUGUCUCUGUCGCAUUCACUUCCAUCUCGCUAUUCACCAUGCUGCGAUUGCCCCUCAAUGUCAUUCCAACUUACAUCGUCUUCAUGCUCCAAGCUCACGUCUCCGUCAAGAGAAUCCAAGAGUUUUUGGAAGAGGACGAAGUCCCUGAAUGGGUCUCAUCUUUAAAGCGAAGUCCGUAUGCCAGAUCCACCGAUGCGACAAAGAUCGGAUUCGUCAAUGCGACCCUUAAAUGGAACUCUGGCACACAGAAGCAAGAAGCCGCCUCGAAAGACAAAUCCAAGAAGAAGGGCCAGUCCCCUUUGCCCAGUCAGGAGGAAUCCACGGCCAAUGGCGACAACGAGGUGUUCCAUCUUUCCAAUCUGAACGUCAAUUUCCCCAUUGGCAAGCUUACGUGUAUCACCGGACCCACAGGGUCAGGGAAGACAGCGAUCUUGGUCGCUCUGCUGGGCGAGAUGGAAUUGAUUGAAGGAUCCAGUUCCCUACCAAAGGAUACCAUGCGAGUUGACCCAAAAACCGGGCUGCGGAACAGCGUGUCCUAUGCCGCUCAGACACCUUGGCUGCAGCAGCAAUCGAUCAAGGACAACAUUUUGUUUGGUGAAAAGUUUGACGAAGACCGAUAUGAAGCCACCGUUGAGGCUUGCGCAUUAAAUCCCGAUUUUGACAUGCUCGAAGACGGAGACAUGACGGAAAUUGGUGCUAAGGGAGUCUCUUUGAGUGGAGGUCAAAAAGCCCGUGUCGCAUUGGCCCGAGCAAUCUAUUCGUAUACCCAGCACGUUCUCCUCGACGACCCUCUCGCUGCGGUCGACUCCCACACUGCCAAGCAUCUCACUGACAAAUGUCUCAAUGGACCGCUAUUGAAAGGCCGAACGGUCAUUAUCGUCUCGCACCAUGUCGAGCUACUCUUGCCUUGUGCUGGGUACCUCGUUCGUAUCCUGGACGGACGCAUCGAUGCGCAAGGGACGCCCGACGAGAUUCGGGCGGCAGGCAAUCUGGACGGUCUGAUCAAGAUUGAGGAGGCCGAGAUCGUCAAAAAAGAAGGUAUCGUAGUGAACGAAGAGGUCGCAGAUGAAGUACAGGUGGUGGACGGAGAGAAGAGUGUUCAGGAGGUUAAGAAAAAGCGGAAAGAAGGACCCGGCAAGAAGCUCAUCAAGGAUGAGGAGCGAGCUGUCGGUAAUGUCAAGUGGGAGACCUACAAGCUCUACAUCAUCUCCGCGACCUACAUCACAUGGGUGGUCUCGUUCGUCGUUUUGAUCAUGGGGCAGUUCACCUCAGUGGGAGAACGGUUCUGGCUUAAGCUUUGGGGCGAAGCGUACAAUACGCAGCUGCAGUCGAUGAUGGCGUUUGUCCGUCCAGGCUUCUUUGGGAUUCAUGAUCAGUCUCACCAACACGUAAUGAGCGACCAUUCUCACCAUAUUUUGCAUCACAGUCCCAUGAGUAAUGGGACGAUGGGAGUUCUUGAUGUGAAACCCAGUGGAUCCUGGCGCUCGCGACUGCCAUCGGCAACGGCGCAUCCCGAGUUCUACUUGGCGGGUUAUACGAUUAUCAUCCUUUCCGAUGCAUUGUUGGGUGUCGUGCAGAACGCUGUGUCUAGUUGGGGACAAUACAGAGCAGCAGUCCGGCUGCACGACCGACUUUUGGACUCUGUCGUCAGAGGCACCAUCCGCUUCUUCAAUGUGACGCCUGUCGGUCGUAUCAUCAAUCGUUUCUCGCGAGAUAUUGAAUCUGUCGAUUCAUCUGUCAACUGGAUCUUGAAAGCGAUCAUCAACUAUAUCGUCAAUCUCAUAGCCGCAAUUAUCAUUGUAGCCAUCAUUGUGCCUUGGUUCUUGGUCCCUGCGGUAAUCAUCAGCUACAUCUACUGGCGGUACUCCGUCAUCUAUCUCCGUGUGGGACGGAGUCUGAGACGGCUAGAGUCGACUCUCAGAUCACCGAUUUUCUCUGGAUUUGCCGAACUUCUCGAUGGAGUCGUUUCAGUUCGGGCAUUCUCUGUUGAACCUAGGUUCAUGAAACAGCUGUGCGAACGUGUAGAUAUGACGAGUGCGGCGCAUUAUCAAGUCUGGAUGAUGAAUCGUUGGCUGUUGCUCCGAUUUGACAUUCUCGGCGCCUUUUCAGUCUUCCUGACGACCAUUCUUACGUUGAGUGGGACGGUCGCCGCCGGUUCAGCAGGUAUGGCCAUCCUCUCGGCUCAAGGCUUUGUCUCUGCAUGCUACUGGACCUCCCGGUUCUGGGGACAACUCGAGAUGGAUUUCAACUCGGUCGAACGUGUUCAAGAAUACCUCGAGAUACCCAAGGAGCCUCCAGCCACGAUUGCCAACCGCAAACCGCCUGCAUAUUGGCCAUCAACUGAAAGUGGCGACCACUUCUUGGAGGUCGAAGACCUCGAGAUCAAGUAUGAUCCCGAGUUGCCGACCGUUUUUAAAGGCUCUUUCAGCAUCAAGGCGGGGGAGAAGAUUGGUCUGAUUGGUCGAACGGGAUCUGGCAAGUCUACGCUCGCCAUGUCUCUAUUACGUUUCUCCGAGCCAUACUCUGGGAAGAUCGUGCUGGAUGGUAUUGAUAUCACCUCUAUCGGAGUUGACGACCUUCGAUCUCGAAUCACGUAUAUUCCCCAAGAUGCCGUUCUGUUUUCCGGCACAGUCAAGGAGAACCUUGAUCCGUUCAACGAGCACUCGGAGGAUGAAUUGAUGGAAACCCUUGCCAGGGUUGGACUGGGUCAAAAUGCUUCGCCUCCGACGAGCCGCAUUCCCAGUCGAGUGCCUUCUUCCAAUCGGCUCGCUGCCAUCGCCGCGGAGCAUGCCCAAGAGAUGGAGGGGUCUGGUACACUGACGCCAUCGAGCGCCGCCGGCAAGCAUAUCAUUACCUUGUCCUCAGAAGUUUCUUCAGGUGGAACCAACUUUUCUCAAGGACAAAGACAGCUCGUGGCCAUGGCCAGAGCUCUGCUGAGGCGGUCGAACCUGAUUAUCAUGGACGAAGCCACGGCUUCAGUUGACUUUGCAACCGACGAGUCUCUGCAAAGGACCAUCCGAACCGAGUUCAAGAACUCUACCCUGUUGACCAUUGCGCACCGACUGUCGUCCGUCAUUGACUAUGACCGCCUGUUGGUCUUGUCCGAUGGCAAAGUUGCUGAAUUCGAUACUCCGAUUAACCUCUUACGAAAAGAAGAGUCACUGUUCAAGUCGUUGUGUGAGAAUUCGGGCAAGUAUAAGGAAUUGUUCAAGGCUGCGGAGAAGAAGGAAGCCGAGGGACGAGGUAGCACUUUGGCCGCUUAGACGCAGCGUGCCUGGCUGUAUAUCUUCUGGUAGUAGGUGGUCUUGAAAUCGGGUGGACGGCAUCAAACUAGACAGGUCAUGCAUGCGAUAUCACCA